Messenger RNA from Tachyglossus aculeatus (Australian echidna), 1232 nucleotides. It is a transcript of the gene PLCXD1, whose product is annotated as phosphatidylinositol specific phospholipase C X domain containing 1. Lineage: Eukaryota; Metazoa; Chordata; Mammalia; Monotremata; Tachyglossidae. Bases 158 to 1132 code for a protein of 324 amino acids. The record is from RefSeq and is a predicted model, not a curated record. Gene Ontology annotation, biological process: lipid metabolic process. Gene Ontology annotation, molecular function: phosphoric diester hydrolase activity. The transcript has 7 exons.
AGAGCGGCCGCGGAGGAGCCACAAGCAGAGGACGGGAGGAGGAGGAAAAAGGGGAAACCGAGGCACGACCCAAGUCACCUUCCUCCCAACGCAACCAACGGCGGCUAAGACGCCCUCUCUCCAUGUCCUGAAAAGGGACGUCUCCGUGGGGACCGCGAUGGGCCCGGCGCCGGCCUCCUCGCCCGGAAAUCCGAGGCUGGCGCUCCGGCGGAAGGAAUACGCCAACUGGAUGGCCGAACUGCCCCCUCGGCUGUGGACCGUCCCUCUUCACCACCUCUCCAUCCCAGGGAGCCACGACACGAUGACGUACUGUUUGAACAAGAAUUCCCCCGUGUCCGAGAACGGAUCGAAGCUGUUGCGGUUUCUGGUUAGGGUGGCCCCCUGCGUCGCCCGCCCGGCGGUUCUGAAGUGGUCCGUGACCCAGGUGCUGAACGUGACAGAGCAGCUGGAUUGCGGAAUCCGAUACCUGGACCUCAGGAUCGCUCACAUGCCGGACGGCUCGGAGAAGAACCUACAUUUCGUGCAUAUGGUCUACACCACAGCCCUAGUCGAGGACACCCUGACGGAGAUCUCGGAAUGGCUGCAGCAGCAUCCCAAGGAGGUGGUGAUCCUGGCCUGCAGGAAUUUCGAAGGGAUGACGGCCAGCCUGCACCAGUAUCUCGUCUCCUGCAUAAAAAACAUCUUCGGUGACACGCUCUGCCCCCGGGGUGAGUUCCGGAGCCUGCAGCAGCUGUGGAAGGAGGGCUACCAAGUCAUCGUCUCCUACGAGGACGAGGAGACCGUCAGCGGGCACGGGGAGCUCUGGCCCGCCGCUCCUUACUGGUGGGGCGACAAGGUCAAAGCCGACGACCUCGUCCGCUACUUAGAAGCCAGGAAAGACGACGGGCGACCAGACGGACUUUUCGUGGCUGGGAUCAACCUGACGGAAAACCUGCGGUACAUCCUGGCGCACCUGUCCGGCUCCUUGAAGGAGAUGACCCUUCCCAACCUGCCCCGCCUGGAGGCCUGGAUUCGGGGUCAGAUCCCCGGCCCGGGAUUCAAGUGCACCAAUAUCAUCGCCGGAGACUUCGUCGGGCUCGAUGAUUUCGUCGGGGACGUCAUCCGUCUGAAUGAAAAGCUUCUCAGACCCUGAGCGGUGGCUCCGUUUGCCAUUCAUUCGUUCGGUCGUCUUUAGCGAGCGCUCGCCGCGUGCACAGCGCUGGACUCGGCGCUUGGGAGAGGACACCGGGAUG